Molecule: messenger RNA, 1647 nt
Organism: Cryptosporidium muris RN66
Lineage: Eukaryota; Apicomplexa; Conoidasida; Eucoccidiorida; Cryptosporidiidae
Product: major facilitator superfamily transporter
Exons: 1
Coding region: 1-1647 (548 amino acids)
Biological process (GO): transmembrane transport
Molecular function (GO): transmembrane transporter activity
Source: RefSeq, a predicted model, not a curated record
AUGGAUCACAUUGAAUGUAUAUCACCUAUGGUUGCAAGAUGGAUGCUACUAAUUAGUAUUAGUUUGGUAACUAUGGGUAUAAUGUACAGUAAUGAUACCCUUCCAGCUAUUGCUCCAUUUAUUUUCGAUGUAUUUGAAACUGUUUAUAGUAAGGAGGAGUUUGAGUAUUAUUAUAAUUUAUUAUGUUCCUUGGUAUCAGUUCCAAAUACAAUUUUUCCGUUAUUAUCGGGUGUGCUUAUAGACAGUGUUUCAUUAUACUAUUUGUCAAGUAUAUUUAUUGGUUUCUUAAUUACUGGACAAUUUAUUUUAAGUCUUGGAUUUAGUAUGAAAAGUUUAUCAAUAAUGUUACUUGGACGUUGUAUAUUUGGCUUGGGUUCUGAAUCUUCUCUAAUUACCUUUAACUCCCUUUUAAUCAGAUAUUUUCCUGAAUGGGAGGUUGCUCUUGCUUUAUCAAUAUGUUUGGCAAUUGGGAGAAUUGGAUCUGUAUUAAGUGAUAUGGUGUCUCCGAUUAUAGCAACUAUACUACCAGUAUAUUGGACUUUAGUUUUUGGGUUAGGUAUUUUGAUAAUAGGAGGUAUCAGUGUACUAAUUAGUUUGAACAAGUAUUACAAAGAGUGUUUAAAUAUGCAUAAAAUUAGGAAUAAUUCAGAAAUAAUAGCAAAUGGUAAUAAUUUAAAAAGACUUAUACUAGAUAAUGGGAAUUUAGUAUCCCCAAAUGAUGAAAUAAUAAAUAAAAGAAGUAAUUUAAAAUAUAGAAUUACUUUAAUUACAAGAAAAGUUGGAGAAUUGGGAAGAUUAUAUUGGUAUUUAGCAAUUCUUGGUCUAUUGUCAUAUAGUGUAAUAAUGCCAUUUAAUUAUAUUGCUGGACCCCUAAUUGUAGAGACUAGAUACAAAGAUAUUUCUACAGUUACAGCUAGACAGUAUGCAGGUAUAAUUAUGAGUUUAUUAUAUGCAGUAUCAGUUUUGGUUCUACCUAUAUUAGGAUGGAUUGUUGAUCGUGUUUGUGAAAGAUGUAAACUUUUGACAAUAUCUGUUGGUUUAUUAGCUAUUGCACAUACUUUAAUGCUUAAACUACAUCCUGCAAUUUCAAUAACAAUCCUGGGAUUUGGUUAUACUUUAUUUGCAACAGUUUAUUGGCCAUGUAUUAGUAUAAGUGUCCCUAGUAAUUUAUUGGGUACUGCAUUAGGAGUCGCUACUUGCAUUCAAAACAUUGGAUUUAUUGUAACACCCAUUGAAGUAGCAUUUUUGCAUUCAACAUUUAGAUCUUAUUUUGUUGUUGAGGCAUUCUUUUUAUUUAUUUCUAUAAUGGCAUUAAUUAUGUGUUAUCUUGUUACAGCAUUAGAUAAAGAACUUUGUGGAAGGCUUGAUUUUGCUGCAAAUACUAAUGUAAAUAUUUCUAAUGAUUUGGAACAUUUAAUUAUACAGUCUUCUUACAAAAAGAAUAAAAUUAAACUUGGAGAAUUGAUAUCAUAUAAAUCAGGAAAUAAUUUGAAUAUAAAUCGUACAUCUAUUAAUUCACCUCUCAGUACAACAGAUGAUUCAGAUUCUGAUCAAAAUGUAAAAUCAUCGGUAUUUAUAAAUGCAAAGACAACAUUACAAAUUACAGAUUAUCCAGUAAAUAUAUUAAUUAAGGGAAAUAGUGACUAG